Tetrahymena thermophila SB210 is the source of this 1032-nucleotide messenger RNA. Its product is annotated as peptidase family C54 protein. The record is from RefSeq and is a predicted model, not a curated record. Gene Ontology annotation, molecular function: protein-phosphatidylethanolamide deconjugating activity. Lineage: Eukaryota; Ciliophora; Oligohymenophorea; Hymenostomatida; Tetrahymenidae. The transcript is spliced from 3 exons.
AUGGAAGAUAGCAAAUUUAUCUUAUUAGGAUAAACUUUAAGUUCUCUAUCUCAAAUAAAAGAGGCUUAACAUAAUUUAAUUUAUUUUUCAUAUAGAUCUGGGUUCAGCCAUUAAUUUUAAAACCAUAUCUUCUCCGAUUCUGGAUGGGGAUGCAUGUUAAGAAGUGGAUAGAUGAUAUUUGCAAAUGGCUUAUUACGCCAUUUAAAAGAAAAUCCAUAAAUAUAAAACUAGUUGAAGAUUUAAAAUAUCAACGAUAUUCUCCUUUUUAUUAUAAAAUUUUUCAUAGAAAAUAAAGAUUAACCUUUCUCAAUUUAAUAAAUUGCUGCUGUAGCUCUUGAAGAAUUUAAACUUGAAAUGGGAUUUUGGUAUUCUCCAAAUCGCAUAGCAUAUUCCCUAAAAAAGCUACUAAAUAAUUUUCAAACCUUUUCAGAAAUGAAUAUUGUUUCUGAGGUUAUGUAUUCAGAUAGACCCUUAUAUUUCAGUUAGUGUGUUACAGCUAUGACAGGCUAAAAAAUUGAUUCAACUCUUCCAAAUAACAUUUUAGUAGAUGCGAAUAAAAACUAUGAGAAAAAGUAGAGCCUAAUUCUAUUAAUUAUUUGCCAGAUAGGAUUAGAUUAUCCUGAAGAAAAGUAUUUAGAUAUUCUUAUAAAGCUAUUCACACAUAGAUUGAGCAUUGGAAUGAUAGGUGGCAAACAUAGCAGUGGAUAUUAUUUUACAGGUUUGAAUAAUGAUAAAUUAACCUAUUUAGACCCACAUAUUGUUUAACAUGCUGAUAUUAAUACAAAUGAAAUUAACUUAAAAACAUAUUUUUAAGAGGAAGUUAAAUAAAUAAACAAACAUGCUCUCGGUCCUUCUGUUGGACUUGGAUUUUACCUUAAAGAUUUGAACGAUCUAAAUGAAUUUUGGGGAUAUUUAGUUGAGUUGUAAACUAAACAUGAUGAUCAAUUCUUUUUGAUGAUAGAAAAAGAUUAAAAUACAAAUUAUUAAGAAUAAGAAUUAGUUGAAGAUGAGGAUUUUAUUGAAAUAGAUUGA